AUGGGUAUUUGCCAUUGUAGCAAAAGUAAUUAAGGAGAAUAAAAAUAAGUGAAGGUGAAGAUUGGAGGAGGGGAAGAUGGAACUUGCACAUGGAAAGUAUACAGAGGAGUUACAGAGAAUAAUUUAGUAACAACAUCAGGAUGGGAAAUGAAGUUUGAACUAGCUGCAAAUGGAACAAUAAGUGGUGGAAAUAAGAAUGACAAUGAAGAAGGUGCUUAGAAAAAACUAUAUGCUGGAACUCUAAAAAAUGGGAUAUUAGAUUGUAUUGCUACUUUUGAGGAUGGGGCUUAAAUAAAGUAUGAUGGUCAAAUGGAUGGAUCGAUAAUGAAAGUUACAUGUAAAGUGAUAAAAGGAAGUAAUAAAUUUCAUUAGGGAGAUAUUGCAGAUUGUGUUGGACCUGUAAAAUAUGAUUGA
Messenger RNA from Paramecium pentaurelia, 414 nucleotides. NCBI's taxonomy places the organism in Eukaryota, Ciliophora, Oligohymenophorea, Peniculida, Parameciidae. The record is from the annotation of a GenBank genome assembly.